This is a messenger RNA of Centruroides sculpturatus (bark scorpion), 2524 nucleotides long. RefSeq names its product activin receptor type-2B-like. Gene Ontology annotation, molecular function: ATP binding; activin binding; activin receptor activity. NCBI's taxonomy places the organism in Eukaryota, Metazoa, Arthropoda, Arachnida, Scorpiones, Buthidae. The record is from RefSeq and is a predicted model, not a curated record. Bases 70 to 774 code for a protein of 234 amino acids. Gene Ontology annotation, cellular component: activin receptor complex; plasma membrane. Gene Ontology annotation, biological process: cellular response to growth factor stimulus; protein phosphorylation; activin receptor signaling pathway. The transcript has 5 exons.
UAAACAUUGGUUUUUUCUUAGGAUAAAAAUUCCUGGUUAAUUGAACAAGAAAUUUAUAAACUUCCACAAAUGAAGCAUGAAAAUAUUUUAUCGUUUGUGGGAGUUGAAAAAAGGGGAGAUAGCAUUCAGACGGAAUAUUGGUUAAUCACAGCAUUCCAUGAAAAAGGAUCUUUAUGCGACUACCUCAAGGUAAAGAUGUUCAAUUUGCUUUUUAAUUAUUAUUUUGUAAAUUCACUGGAAAUUGAUGUAAUAAAUAUUUUGUGGUGUUUUUUACAGGUCGGAACUCGACGUUACAUGGCUCCGGAAGUUUUAGAAGGAGCAAUUAAUUUCAACAGGGAUGCUUUCUUGAGGAUAGACAUGUAUGCAUGCGGCCUUGUAUUGUGGGAACUAGUGUCUCGCUGUUCUGUUCAAGAAGGCCCCAUAGAUGAAUAUAUGUUACCCUUCGAAGAUACCGUAGGGCAACAUCCAACACUGGAGGACAUGCAAGAGGUUGUUGCACAGAAAAAGAUUCGUCCACCGAUUAAGGAAGAGUGGCGAAAAAAUCUGGGUUUAGCAGCAUUAUGCGACACAAUAGAAGAAUGUUGGGACCACGAUGCCGAAGCCCGAUUGUCAGCGAGUUGCGUACAAGAAAGAAUUAAUUUCUUAUACAGGACAAUACCCCCUUCCUCCAAUCAUCACAUUAAGAGUACUAAAAAUUCUACCUCAGAUCACCUUCCCAUGAUUAUCACAUCUGGAAAUUUGCACUCUGUCUACCGAAAGGAGUCGAGCAUCUAAAACCACGAACCCAAAAGUGUCCACUGUAAAAUAAUAUGAACUCUUGUAGAGAGAAAGAAUGAAUCAAAAACUUUUCAAAAUCUUGAACAAAAAUAAAAAUCAAUGAGCAGCACACAGCAGAUCUCUUUACAAGUGACUUAUUGUGUAUUAUAUCAAGAAUUUUCUCCCCAGACAUUUUUUGUGCCUUUGACAAAUUUGAGCCAUUUACAAAUUAGGCAGUUGUUCAUAGUGCGGGAGAAUAGAAGUAGGUGCAGCUUAUUGAACAUCAAACUAUGACAAAGUUAUUUCCAAACGGACAUCAUCAUCAAAUCUAAACACCGGGAAGUUAAAAGUCAUGGUUCAAACAUAAUCUAUUCUGCAUAAGUAUAUAAUUCUAUAAUAUAUAAAUAUAUAUAUCCAUGUAUGUAUAUCUUACAAUUUUAUAUGUCAUAUAUCAUUCUCUUUUUAAUAAUUAGAUCCUAGAAAUAUGAUUUGAUUGAUUCAUUGGAGAAAAACAAGUAAUUUGUUCACUUAUGGGGGAAGUUUAAUUUAGACAAAUUAUUUGCUCACUUUGAGUUGUGGAAUAUUUUAAUCGUGCCAUUUUCAAAAGUAGCAGAAUAAAAAAAAAAAAAAAAAAGAGGUUAAUAAAUAAACUUAAAAAUUUCACUCCCUAAGCAUAUUAUUAUUAUGGGGUGCCAGAAAAAUGGCAGCAGUUUAUCUUAAACAUAUCUAUUUUCCAAAUGAUUAGUUUUUUUACAUUUAUUAUUAUUGUUAUUGAGAGUUCCUUUUGUUUUUAUCUUUUUCUGUUAAAGAAAAGGGAACUUUUGUCGUUGACUGAUUGUUAAAAAAAAAAUGCACAGUAGUUGUUGUUAUAUCUUUAUUUGGGUUGCAUCCAUUUAUUUGAAUGCUGUGCAAUUUUAUUUUUCCCAGUGUAGUUUUUGUCCAGCAAAUUAUUCAAUUCGACAGGUGCAUAUAUUUCUUGACAUACGGGUUUAUUACACAGUUGUUUAUUGUUUGUUGUAGUAGUGUAAGCGAAGUGGUCAGAGUGUUUUACGUUGUUUUAAUCCACCAAUCCCUAUUGCGUGUUUCCUUUAAAUGUUCCUAUCCAGUGGCACAAGCCUCGAUUAAACUACGCUUAAAAAGAAAGAAGAAAAAAAAAUAAUGUAAAGAAAAUUUAAUUUGAUGGAAUUUUAUAAAUGUAGUAGUGCCAAAAUUUAAAGAGACUUUUAUCGACUUUCAAAGUUAUGCCUUUAAUUUCAUCAAAAUUUAGUCAAGAUCAAAAAUACAAAUCUGCAAUAUAGGGAUGGUCUUCCAUUGGUUAAUGUUGAAAAAAUUUUAAUUUGCCUUUAUUUCAUUUUCAGAUAAUAUAAAUAGGUAAAUUUAGUUGUGUUAAAUUAGAUUUUAAGAAGAAAAAAAAGAUAAAAUAUAAUUUCCUUACGUCAACGUUCAGCGUAGAUGAGCUUUGUGUCUUUUCUGUAUAUCAGGGAACAUGAAUUGUACAUAAAAAUACAGAAAUAAUACAAAAAAAAUAUAUAGGAGUUCUGUUAGUUUUGUCAUAUAAUUUACCCGAAUACGUGCAGGAUAACGGCAUUUACCGACGGACACUCCGUUCGCCUAGCAUGUUUGGCAUCCCCUUGGAAACGUAGUAAACUUCAACUUCCAUACUGAUACCUACAUGUACAAACAUCCAAAUAAAAAAAAAACGUAGUAGGCUUUCGUCGGACGGUAGAAAAUGCAUUACGGUUUGUCGUAGUCAGUAAAAAAAAAUACA